AUGAGAAUAUCCAUUUUUACGAUUAUCGUUUUGACAGUAAUGCUGUUGUAUGAAAUGGUUUGUCGCGUAACGGCCAUUUUCGUGACAAGAUUAGAAAAUCACAAAACAGUCGAAUCGUAUGAGCGUUCUAUGGCCAUGAAACUGGUAAUGAUUAGUUUUUGUGCUACAUUCCCGAUAAUGAUACAUUACUCUUGGUUCAAAAGUAAUCGUUUUUAUGUACCUGGUCGUAUAUAUACAACCCAAAAAUUCGCUAACUACUAUUUCUUGCGACACAUGUACGCUCGCAACUGCGGUAUUAAUCCUUGUAUUGAUGAUGUGUUCGUAGCACUAACCGUGUCCUUCCUAUGUAAACAAAUUUUGCCCAAAUUUCUGUUGAUUUGCAAGAAUUUAUUUAUUUAUCAAAGAACUGAUUACAAUCAAGGCCGUAAUAUUAAUAAGACGAUCCCUUGCUGGGAAAGAGAGUACAGGUUGCAAUCUAUCACUGAGAGGACGCUGGCUUUGAAAUACAACUAUUUAGCUUUACAAUUCGGAUUUGUUACACUGUUUGUUAGCGCUUCACCAUUGAUACCUUUGUUGGCACUUAUUGUUAAUUUACUGGAUAUAAGAUAUAACGCAAAGCAGUUUCUAUUGGCUUCGAGACGAGCUUUAUUGCUCGAUCGUUCUGGUUUAGAUAUUUGGUCCAAUAUGCUCACCAUAAUAUCGUACUUGUCGAUAUUGAGUAAUGCGGUAUUAAUGGCGUGGUCAUCUCGGUUUAUAAAAAGACGUUUUUAUCUCAGUAACAAUAAUACUAUGGAUAAUUUUUUUGCGUUUACCACAACAAGAUUUGUUUCACAGGAUUUCUUGAAGUUGAGUACGAUGUCAAAAUCCUUUAAAGCCUACAAAGGAUUCAUUCCCAACGAUUGCUACUAUCCCGGUGUGAUGUUGUAUCUACCUGAAUAUAAGUAUGUCGGGUUGAUGGUUGUCUUAUUAGCUCAAUAUUUAAUCUCUGGUACAUCGAAAGACGUUGAGGACACUAUAAAAAUAGAACGGAAACUGAAAGAAGCUUAUAUCACAUACACAGGAUAAAGCGUUUGAAAUCUA
Molecule: messenger RNA, 1080 nt
Organism: Bombyx mandarina (wild silkworm)
Lineage: Eukaryota; Metazoa; Arthropoda; Insecta; Lepidoptera; Bombycidae
Product: anoctamin-5
Biological process (GO): chloride transmembrane transport
Molecular function (GO): chloride channel activity; protein dimerization activity
Source: RefSeq, a predicted model, not a curated record